Messenger RNA from Entrophospora candida, 1263 nucleotides. NCBI's taxonomy places the organism in Eukaryota, Fungi, Glomeromycota, Glomeromycetes, Entrophosporales, Entrophosporaceae. The record is from the annotation of a GenBank genome assembly.
AUGAAGUCAACCUUUUUCAUUGUCUGUUUGUUUCUUGCACUUUUAAUAGUUGAUACUGAGACUGCAACACCAAAAAAAGGAGGAAAAGAACCCACUGGAAUCUCAGCAUCACAUAGUGCAAGCGCAACUGCAACUGAUGUAUAUACUCCAAUCGUAACUACCCCAGUUGGUAUCCCUACUGGUGUCGAUACAUCAUCACCACUCCCACCUCCUUCAGAUACUGAUGCUGCUUAUCCAACUCCUACAUCAACUGCAAAAGCUAGCAGUGGCGAUAAAGUUAACGCUAUAGGAAAUGGAAUCUUGGCAUUCACAGUAUUCAUUGUCAGCUUAACCAAAUCGUUCGUUCAAGAAAUUAUUCCUAAUACACUAAUACUAAUACUAAAAAUGAGCAAGACAUUAUCAUUUCGCGCAACACUUGAAGGACAUUCUAAUUGGGUAACAGCAAUCGCAACCACUGCAGAAAAAUCUAACAAGCUUCUAUCAGCUUCUCGUGAUAAAACUGUUAUUAUUUGGCGUUUGACGCCACAAGAUGAUAUUUAUGGCAAACCGCACAAAGCCUUAACCGGACACAAUCAUUUUGUACAAGAUGUUGUCAUUUCUUCCGAUGGUCAAUUUGCACUCUCUGCAUCAUGGGAUAAAACUCUUCGUUUGUGGGAUUUGAAUGCUGGGCGAACUACUCGUCAAUUCGUCUCGCACGAGAAUGAUGUUUUGUCAGUAUCUUUCUCGCCCGAUAAUCGACAAAUUGUUUCAGGUGCAAGAGACAAAGUCAUCAAGUUAUGGAACACACUUGGUGAUUGUAAAUAUACUAUCCGUGAAAAUGGUCAUACUGAGUGGGUUUCGUGCGUAAGGUUUUCUCCAAAUCCUGCUAAUCCUGUAUGGGAUCUCAAUACAUUAAAGUUGAAAAUAAAUCAUUAUGGACAUUCUGGGUACAUCAAUACUGUCACUGUAUCACCUGACGGAUCACUUUGUGCAUCUGGUGGUAAAGAUGGUAUCUCGAUGUUGUGGGAUCUUAACGAGGGAAAACAUUUGUACUCUUUAUUGGCAGGAAAUAUUAUAAAUGCUUUGGCUUUUAGUCCAGAUCGAUAUUGGCUGUGUGCAGCUGUUGGCUCUAUAAUCAGAGUUUGGGAUUUGGAGACAAAGUCAAUUGUCGAUGAUUUAAAACCUCAUUUCAUGGAGACUGGUGAAAGCUCAAAAGAACCAAAUUGUAUUUCGUUGGCUUGGUCUUCGGAUGGUGUUACAUUGUUUGCUGGUUAUACAGGUUGA